UUGGGGAAUGUGGAUAUCGAACCUACAGUGUUAAUUUCAGCUUUUGAAAUCGAGUCCUGGCGCCAUUUCAACUCCUCCUCCUAUCACAAAUCACAAAUCACAAAUCACCAAGAGAAAAAAUCAAUAUCCCCAAAACCUAUCGUUUGAACACAAAUUACAGAACAUUGGAAUGAAAAAUUCCAUCAAAAUCUUCUGAAUUUGCAUUGGAAAAGACCCAAAACCCUAGGUUGAACAAGUCGUCUUCUUGGCUUGAAGAAACAAACAUGGAGAAUCAAAAGAAAGUGGUGUGUUCGGAGAACGAAGAGUUAGCAGUGUACAUGUGGAAUAAAAAGCAAGAAAUGGAGCAAAGCCCUAAUGGUAUUUCGGAAAAUAUCUCGAUGACUCUCCAAAAAGCAUAUACCAAUCUCUGCAAGUCCAAAACCCCGAUUAAGACUCUCAAAGAGUUCUCUGAGAUCAAGGGUGUUGGAAAAUGGUUGGUGAGGCUAAUGAAAGGGUUUUUUGAAGCUGAUGAUCACGGUGCUUCGUCGUCCGAGGAGAGUGAUGACUCCACCGAGAAAGGGAAGAAAAACAAGGGGACAAAGCGUUACAUGCCUCAGAAGAAUUCUGUGGCCUAUGCCUUACUGAUCACACUGUACAGGAGUACAACAAACGGUGAAAAAUUUAUGCAUAAGCAGGAGCUUAUUGAUGCUACUGAAGCUAGUGGCCUUUCUCGUGCACCUGUAGGACCCGAGAAAGGGAAAGGAAAACCUGGACAAUUUAACUCACCAAGGGACUGGUACAGCGGAUGGAGCUGCAUGGCAAAUUUAAUAAGCAAAGGACUUGUUGCUAAGUCGAGCUGCCCUGCAAAAUAUAUGCUGACAGAAGAAGGCAAAGAGAUUGCGCAGGAGUGUCUUUUGAGGUCAGGAAAUGCUGAAUCCAAAGAAAUAUCGGCAUCUUUGAUGGGAUUUUCGAAUUUGAAUAAAAGGGACAAGCCAGAUAAGGCGACAACUAGCAACUUAUCAAAUAUGGAAGUUCGAUAUACUACUUCAGUGAGAGAAAGGGCAGUACCAUUAUCUCAAUCAUCUGACAAUGUGAGAGAAAGGGCAGUGCCAUUAUCUCAAUCAACUGGCAAAAAGAAAAUGAAUGUCAUUCCAUCUGAAUCUCUUGACAGGUUUGUUCAAAUGGGAUUCUCCAAGGAACAAGUAAUUCAGGCUUACUCUGAAGUGUUAGAAACAUCACAGAACAAAGAUAUAUCGUUAAUCUGGCCAUCUGUUCUGUGUCGUCUUCGAGAAGAGCAAGUUUAUGGUCAAGUUGGCAGUACUAGAGUUGAAGAUAGACUAUCCGAGUCUACUUUCAAUGGAACAGCAAAUAGUGCAAAGCCUUCUUGUCGUGCUGGUUUUGCACAUUGUUCAAAUACUUUGAGAGCUUGUUCAUCCACUCUUGUUGAUGAGGAAAUACCAUGUCUGGAAACUAGAUCCAAUCUCUUGGCGGCGCCACCAUUGGUCAAUGGCGAGCAAUUUAAAGAUGUUUAUGAAGUAGUUUUGAUAUUAGAUGAUCGGGAGCAGUUUACUUCUCGAGGGUCACGAUCCAGGAAGUUAGUUGAGAACAUCAGCACACAAUUUAAAAUUAAAAUAGAUGUUUGCUUAGGUGAGACAAGCCUCCCAAGCAAUGAUCCAGGAAAAACAAGAGACCUUCAAAGGCGCUUGCCUGUUGGUGAUGCAAUCUGGAUAGCUCGUAACAAAGUUAUUGGCACUGAAUACGUUCUUGACUUUAUUGUGGAGAGGAAGAACGUUGAAGAUUUGCAAAGUUCAAUCAGGGAUAACCGAUAUAGAGAUCAGAAGCUGCGGCUUUUGAGGUGUGGACUCAAGAAGCUGAUAUAUGUCAUUGAAGGAGAUCCAAAUGCUUGUGCUGCUGCUGAAAGCAUCAAAACAGCUUGUUUCACAACCGAGAUCUUGGAGGGCUUUGAUGUGCAAAGAACAAGUGGUUUGGGAGAGACAUUGAGAAAGUAUGGCUAUCUUACUCAAGGAAUCAAUCAGUACUACAGAUGCAUGGAUAAUGAGCGGUCUAAUUCCAGGCUUUGUCCCCAGUUUAAAGAAUUUAUAAGGAAGUGUGAAGAUCUCGAUAAAAUGACAGUUAGCGAUGUGUUUGCCAUCCAACUAAUGCAGGUCCCACAGGUGACAGAGGAAGCUGCUAUUGCUGUUCUUGAUGUGUAUCCAACACUUUCAUCUCUUGCUCGUGCCUACUCUCUGCUUGACAGUGAUGUUCGUGCUCAAGAGGAAAUGCUCAAGGAGCAGAGCAACAACUUAGUGAGUUCAGCUGCUAGCAAAAACAUUUUUCAUCUGAUUUGGAGCAGCUGAUUCUAUCAUUCAAGAUAAUUGAUAAUACAUUACAGAAUUUUAAAUAUUUUUUUGUAUAUAUACGAAAAGGCCUCAUCUUCUAGCUGAUACCUUGGUUAUAUAUGUCAUUCAAGCUAGCUAUUAGUGUGAUUUGCUGGGGGAUCAGUAUCACUACUUUAUUAGUGUUGAUAAAUCAAAGUAGUCCUUAAUAUCAAGGCUUUUCUUGUUCUUACUGCAUUUGGUUUGUCUUUGUUCAUUUUUUGUUGUUGAAGAAUUUGGGUGAAUUCAAGAAUGAAAAGUUUGAUUAUUUCCUCCCAAA
This is a messenger RNA of Solanum dulcamara, 2634 nucleotides long. Its product is annotated as crossover junction endonuclease MUS81. Gene Ontology annotation, molecular function: crossover junction DNA endonuclease activity; 3'-flap endonuclease activity; DNA binding. The record is from RefSeq and is a predicted model, not a curated record. Bases 264 to 2336 code for a protein of 690 amino acids. Lineage: Eukaryota; Viridiplantae; Streptophyta; Magnoliopsida; Solanales; Solanaceae. The transcript is spliced from 16 exons. Gene Ontology annotation, biological process: mitotic intra-S DNA damage checkpoint signaling; resolution of meiotic recombination intermediates; double-strand break repair via break-induced replication. Gene Ontology annotation, cellular component: Holliday junction resolvase complex; nucleus.